GGGUGGCUUGCUGGUAGACAUGUCAGAGAACCCAGAGUAAUGCUAACUUGGCUGCCGUAGUUAGAGAGUUACCUAAAAGUGUCUUGAGGCUAAACAGAGUGAUUGUAGAGCACGGAACACCUCCUAGAGGCCCGUCAAGAGGGUUGGCAAGCCGGCGAAACGUUACGGACCCCGGACCUUUGAUAACUGGUUAGCUAGCAUUAGCUGGCUAGCUGUGGAGCUCCCGAAAAGUAACGCCAGGGUUUGUUUGAUACAGUCAUGUCGGCGGCCGGAGACUUCGGAAACCCUCUCAGAAAAUUUAAACUGGUCUUUCUUGGGGAGCAGAGCGUGGGAAAGACUUCGCUGAUAACCAGGUUCAUGUAUGACAGCUUCGACAAUACUUAUCAAGCCACAAUAGGAAUAGAUUUCCUGUCAAAAACCAUGUACCUUGAAGACAGAACAAUCAGGUUGCAGUUGUGGGAUACGGCAGGGCAAGAGCGUUUUCGUAGCCUAAUCCCAAGUUACAUCAGAGACUCCGCUGCUGCUGUCGUAGUGUACGACAUCACAAAUGUCAACUCUUUCCAGCAAACCACAAAAUGGAUUGAUGAUGUGAGAACGGAAAGAGGAAGUGAUGUCAUUAUCAUGUUGGUGGGAAACAAGACAGACCUUGCAGACAAAAGGCAAGUAUCAAUUGAAGAGGGUGAGCGGAAAGCCAAAGAACUAAAUGUAAUGUUUAUUGAGACUAGUGCGAAAGCGGGCUACAACGUAAAGCAGCUUUUCCGUCGUGUUGCUGCCGCCCUCCCCGGCAUGGAUACCACAGAGGACAAGAGUUCGCAGGGCAUGAUUAACAUUCAGCUGGAGAAGCCACCAGAGCAACCUGUCAGUGAAAGCGGCUGUUCCUGCUAAUGUUCUUGCCUGUGUUUGCUGGCUUUUUCUGGAACCCAUUCAGUUUUUCUGUAUAUGUACCCCUCACUACACACACACCUCUGUUCCCCAGCCAGAAAGAGAACACUACAUCCAUCGUCUUUGCCAUUUUUGAAAACCUGCUCUCUCAUCGGGAUGCUCUGAAAAUCAUGAAUCACAUAAAUUAAAUAUUUGCACUGUAACACACAUGCACUGGAAGCGUAUUUACAGCCCGAGCUCAGCGCUGUGCCGAGCUCAGCGCUGUGCCGAGCUCCCGCUGCCCGUCGUUUCAGACAAAGUGUUGCAAUGAGUCGUAUUGGUGUAGUUUGUGUCUAAAGAUGAUUUGUUGAACCAAACUGACAAAGAAAAUGUGUACGUUAUCAAAUAGAAGUACGUGUUUAAGAGCGAAAAUAUUUUUUAAAAGUCCAAUACUGCUUUAAGCUUAAUAAGCACAAUGUGGAUGUUGUGUGCAUUUGUCAGUUAACAUAAAUUGUGCCGCUGCAGCUGAUUGGCAAAGAUUCAUUCGUGAGUUGUUUUAAUGACACUGGGGGAAAAAAAUGUUCUUUUUUUUGUUUUGUGUUUUUUUAACCUGUCUGGAAUAUUAUGUGGGAAAGUUGCAAAAUUUGUCUUGAGGGAAAUCAGUACCAUUUAGAAAAUGUUGGUGUAGACAUGCGCACAUGAUGCAGCUGAAGGCUUAUUUUACACUCUGAGGUGCCUGUACCAGCAGAGUCACAGUCCUGCAACAAAUACCAGCAUGAAAUGACAAAUCGAGAGACCGAAACCACAGUCUCACACCACCACCACCACCACCACCACAUCAUCACACACCAGCACAAACACACGACACGACUGCACCACCAACGUCACCGUCCUUCCCCUCUCCUCAUGCGUGUCCUUUGAGAUGGGUUAUUUUUACCUUGGCUUCCAUUUUCUAUUACUUUUUUUUUUUUUGCGAUAGAUCUUUAAUUAUUUUUUUCCCUAAAGACUACAGCUAUCAUAGAUUACAACUAUUUCUUUGAUGGUAGUGUUCCAGGAGGAUUUUCUCAUAAAAACCCACCGUAAACAUUAGACUAUGGAGAUAAAUGCCUUUUUGGAGUUAAAUUGUAGAAGAGGGCUUCCUUGGCUUUGGGUUUAUCUAGUUUAAGUUCGGUAUGCCGUUUAAUGAACACUUUGAUUUCCUUUUGCUUGUUUUUAUUUUUGGCAUUGAUCUUUUGUUAGUGAUUAUUCUACAUGUGUAUUUAAUCCACAAUGACUUGUAAUAUUUAUUUCUAUUGGAUUCAUGUUUCUUUUAUAUGGCUGUUAAUAUCUUCACUUUUGAGUCCUGACCUGAUUACAAAAUAUGCAUUCAUAAGGACCACCUUUAACUGAAUCAGUAGAGAGUGUCUGCUGAUUCCUCUACCACCUCUUGAGGGAUAAUUUGAUCAUACUGAUAAUAUUGUGCAAUUUUUUUUGUGUGUGAACUUAUGGAAGGGAGUCCAGUUUGUAUAGUAUAGUAGUCCUUAACGUUUCUGUCUGGAAUGGUUUUAAAUGAAAGAAUAAAAAUACACUUGUCACCGCU
This is a messenger RNA of Stegastes partitus (bicolor damselfish), 2440 nucleotides long. Its product is annotated as ras-related protein Rab-6A. The coding region runs from base 259 to 885 and encodes 208 amino acids. The transcript has 8 exons. NCBI's taxonomy places the organism in Eukaryota, Metazoa, Chordata, Actinopteri, Pomacentridae. Gene Ontology annotation, molecular function: GTPase activity; GTP binding. The record is from RefSeq and is a predicted model, not a curated record.